Messenger RNA from Juglans regia (Persian walnut), 2166 nucleotides. Its product is annotated as pentatricopeptide repeat-containing protein At3g46790, chloroplastic. The record is from RefSeq and is a predicted model, not a curated record. NCBI's taxonomy places the organism in Eukaryota, Viridiplantae, Streptophyta, Magnoliopsida, Fagales, Juglandaceae. Gene Ontology annotation, biological process: RNA modification. The transcript has a single exon. Gene Ontology annotation, molecular function: RNA binding; protein binding; zinc ion binding. The coding region runs from base 77 to 2038 and encodes 653 amino acids.
AGUAUUUAAGGACCUUAAAAAUAGAAAAGGUAACCUCGGUCUGAGCAGACGACAUCGUAAUUCUCAUGUGAAUGUGAUGUGGGCUCUUCACUCUCCCCACAAUCUCCAAUCGUCUUCCACCUCCACUCCUUUCUACUUCCCCACUCGCUCUUCUUCGAGACCACCAAUCUGUUCCCUCACCUUAAACCCAAAGAAUACGGGCACAAACUACAACCAGUUGAUACAGUCUUUAUGUAAACAAGGCAGUCUCAAGCAAGCCCUCCAAGUCCUCCCUCACGAGCCCAACCCGACGCAGCAUACCUACGAGCUCUUAAUCCUCUCUUGCUCCCUCCAAAACUCCCUCUCCGAUGGCGUUGACGUUCACCGCCACCUCCUCGAUGCUGGGUUUGAUCAGGACCCUUUCCUGGCCACCAAACUCAUCAAUAUGUAUUCCGAAUUGGACUCUAUCGACGACGCACGGGAGGUGUUUGAUAAAACUCGUAAGAGAACGAUAUAUGUUUGGAAUGCUCUCUUUAGAGCGCUUACGCUGGCGGGUUAUGGCCAAGAGGUCUUAGGUUUGUAUCGACGGAUGAAUGAGAUUGGGAUUCCAUCUGAUAGGUUCACGUAUACGUAUGUGCUCAAAGCUUGCGUUGCUUCGGAGUGUUUGAUUUCGCUUCUCCAUAUGGGUAAGGAGAUUCACGCUCAUAUUCUGCGACAUGGGUAUGAAUCGCAUGUUCAUGUUAUGACUACUAUGGUGGAUAUGUACGCCAGGUUUGGGUGUGUAUCGAAUGCUAGUUGUGUGUUUGAUUCGAUGCCUGUGAGAAAUGUGGUCUCAUGGAGUGCUAUGAUUGCGUGUUAUGCGAAGAAUGGGAGCCCCUUUGAAGCUUUGGAACUAUUCCGUGAAAUGAUUCUUGAGACCCACGAUUCAGUUCCAAAUUCAGUGACAAUGGUCAGUGUUCUUCAAGCUUGUUCAGCUCUUGCCUCAUUGGAGCAAGGGAAGCUGAUCCAUGGUUAUAUCCUUAGAAGGGGACUUGACUCUAUCCUGCCAGUAAUUAGUGCCCUUGUGACGAUGUAUGCAAGAUGUGGUAAACUUGAAUUGGGGCAACUUGUUUUUGAUCGGAUGGCAAAGAGGGAUGUUGUUUCCUGGAAUUCCUUGAUUUCAAGUUAUGGGAUUCAUGGAUUUGGAAAGAAGUCAAUUCAAAUUUUCCUAGAGAUGAUUCAACAAGGACUCUCACCGAGUCACAUAUCAUUUGUUAGUGUUUUGGGAGCAUGUAGUCAUGCCGGUUUUGUUGAGGAGGGGAAGAUGUUGUUUGAGUCUAUGGUUAAAGAACAUAGGAUAUAUCCUAGUGUGGAGCAUUAUGCUUGUAUGGUGGACCUUCUUGGCCGUGCCAAUCAAUUGGAUGAAGCAGCCAAGAUUAUCGAAGAUAUGCGGAUUGAACCAGGACCUAAGGUUUGGGGUUCUCUUCUUGGCUCAUGCAGGAUUCAUUGCAAUGUGGAGCUUGCAGAGAGAGCAAGCAGAAGACUGUUUGAGCUUGAGCCUAUGAAUGCUGGGAAUUAUGUGCUCCUAACUGAUAUUUAUGCUGAAGCUAACAUGUGGGGUGAGGUAAAAAGAGUGAAGAAGCUCUUAGAAGCUCGGGGACUACAAAAGCUCCCUGGUCGCAGUUGGAUAGAAGUUAAAAGGAAGAUCUACUCGUUUACGUCUGUUGAGGAGCUUAACCCACAGAUUGAACAACUCCAUGCUUUGUUGCUUAAAUUGUCAAAUGAGAUGAAGGAGCAGGGCUACGUGCCACAAACUAAAGCUGUUCUUUAUGAUCUUGAUACAGAGGAGAAGGAACGAAUUGUAUUGGGCCAUAGCGAAAAGCUUGCUGUUGCCUUUGGACUCAUCAAUGCAAGUAAAGGGGAAACAAUUCGGAUUACCAAAAACUUAAGGCUAUGUGAAGACUGUCAUUCGGUUACCAAGUUCAUUUCCAAGUUUGCGAAUAGAGAGAUUCUGGUUCGAGAUGUGAAUCGUUUUCACCAUUUUAAAGAUGGGAUUUGUUCAUGUGGAGAUUAUUGGUAGUUUUAACUUCAUUUAUCACAAUAAUUGGAAAGUGAGCAUUUUCGCCAAAUAUUUGAGGCUCCUCAAAUGUAUACGGACAAAGUUUGUGUUUGACAAUUAUUUUACAAGCAUCUUUCGUUACAGUUCUA